Plasmodium vivax (malaria parasite P. vivax) is the source of this 4727-nucleotide messenger RNA. RefSeq names its product liver stage antigen, putative. NCBI's taxonomy places the organism in Eukaryota, Apicomplexa, Aconoidasida, Haemosporida, Plasmodiidae. The transcript has 3 exons. Bases 204 to 4727 code for a protein of 1507 amino acids. The record is from RefSeq and is a predicted model, not a curated record.
GCAACUCUCCAUUUGAGGAAAGCACCGCCGCAUUGAUUCUUUGACCGAUACUUUGGUGACUAAUUCAUGUAGCACGUCUCUCCCUUGGGCGCCCCCUCGAAAGGAGCCCAGGAGCAGCUGUUCCCCCGUUUGGCGCGCAGAGUGACGCGCAUAGGAAACGCGUUCAUGUGGCACAUCUUAGGGGAUAAGGACGCUUGGAAAAAAUGAGUUCCUUCUGGAGCUUCAUCAAAUCGAAGAAGAAUGAUGACGAGCCCAAGCCGACCGUGGCCCACCUGGGGGAGGAGAACAAAUUUUAUUUCAACAAGGAGCUGAAGCGAUGGGUGAUAAGGGGUGAAGAAGACAAGGUGGAGAGUGAGGAGAAGGUGACUGCGCCCCCCAAAAUGAGCUCUUUGCAAAACGCCAACCAGGGCUACCGCUCCCUCAUGCAGCAGAACAAAACGAGGAGUGCCCGCACCAUCUACGCAGAAAUCCCCGGGUUAAAAACGAUAAAGAAGAAGAGCAUGCAGGUGCAAGGGGGAAUUGUAUCCCCCUAUAUGAUGGACUCAGCCAAAAACGAAUUGAGUAGCAACACGACAGAUGAAAAUCGAUCGGAGCCAUUUGGCUCCAACAUGUUCAUACCUAGUGUGAAGGUUCAAGAGAAAACUCACGUAGGAGGGAAGUCCCCCCCUCUGGCCAAAAAUGCAGGUGACGCUGAAUUGGAGGAUCACCCCAAAUUGGGGGCCAAAGAGGAGGGGGAAAUCAUUAAAGGCACUGCGGAUCAGAAGAGUGCUAUUGAAACGGGUGUAAAUGAUAAAGCGGCAGAAGCUCUCCCCAGUGGGGGUGGACUAAUGAAAAGGGAUAGUGCUGACCUGCUGAAGCAACUGAAUGGAAAGGAUUCAAAACAGGAGAGUAACUUACGUAGUGCAGAAAAAAGCCUGUUCAUCCCAAAGACCCACAUGAGCAGCGAAUCUGUGGGUAACCUCCCCAGGGAGAGCCUCCCAAAUUCGAAUAGGAGCAACGACAGGGGAGGACCCAUGCAAGAGAGUUACGUGGGAAUUGGAGCGUCUAGUGAAAGCAUCCCCAAGGGUCUCGAACUGAAAGGAAGCUUCGACAGUUUUAACCGCCCAAGUGGGGUUAACAUACCACCCAAGGAGGUGCGAAGUGAUCAUACGGUUAACUCGAUUAAGAGGGAGGACCAAAGCAGCAGUUUUUAUGGCGACACGGGUUUAGGGUUUAGUGAAGGAAAGGGAGUUCCUCCGCUAAGCGGUCUACCUCCGCCUAGCGGGACACCUCCACUGAGUAGGGGACCUCCACCGGUGGCCCCCCCCACGGGAGGCCCCCCUCCAGGAGGUGCUGUCAAGCCGGUUUACUUUGAACGGCUGGAGCGCGGGGGCGCAAAAUUCGCGACCAUGCCGAAUGGCACCUACAACGGGCGCGCAAUGGAAGGCUCCCAAACGAGAGCCCCCCCUGUUAUGGGAGCAAAUGGGAGGAUGGACUCCUGGACGAAGAGCAACGAUGACAUCUCGAGGAGUAUCCCAGUUAGACCUCCCCCCCCUAGUAUGUUCCCAACCAAAACGAUGGCAGAAGGGGUGAGCGAACAAAAGGAGAAGGCCCUUCCGAUGAGCGGCAACUACCCAGGAGGCUUCCUCCCCCAGAAGGAAAAGGAGCUAAUCGAGCAUAUUCUAAGUGCACUGAAAAAGGGAUUAACAAAAGAGGACGAAGCUUUUAAGGGCCGGCUAAAGUUAGAAGCGGAGAAACUUCACCUGGCUGCAGAGAAGGAGAGCGCGUUGGACGCUCUGUAUAGGAAAAUGAGCCAGUUGAAAAGCAUAAAAGAGGAGAGCGAAGGUGCAGAAGUGGUAACCGCGUCGCAGUUAGACGAGGAGGGUAGCGCCACCCAAGGGGGAGAAGCCGAGGGGGAGGAGGAACAGUCCGAAGUGCACAACAUGCUACACCUAAUCAACAGUAAAAAUAAGAAAAUCAAAAGAGAGGUGGAAACGUUUGCUCAUUUUUGCAACGAAUUGAGAAGGGCGAAAGCGAAAAACGAAGAAACCAUUCGGUUGUACAAAAAAAGGGAAAAAAAAAACCUAGAAAUUCUAAGGGAGAUGGAGGAAAAGGAGAGAAGGAGGAGCGCCUCUUUUAAAAAGAAGGAGAAGCAAUACCAAGAGGAGAUCUUAGAGGGAAAAAGGAACCUCCAGCUGGAAAUUAUGAAUCGUGAGGAGGAGUUGCAGCGAGCGACGCGGGAGCGGGAAGCGUCUCUAAAGGUGAAGGAAGAGGAGUUGGAGAGAGCGAUGAGGGAGAAGGAGGCCGCGCUGAAGGAGGAGCUGAAGAAAGUCGAGUCCGAAGCGGAGAGAAAGGUAGCUGUGCUGGAGGAGGAACUCGAAACGAGGAGGGCCCAGGAGAUGGAGCAGCUGGGCGGCGAGCAGAGGGAAGUGACGAGGGGGGAGUUGCGGGCAGAACUCAGAAAUGAAGUGGUGGCCGAGUUGCGAGGCGAACUGAAGGGUGAAGUGAUGGAAGAGCUGCGGGGAGAACUCAGAAAUGAAGUGGUGACCGAGUUGCGAGGCGAACUGAAGGAUGGAGUGAUAACCGACCUACGAACCGAACUGAAGGAGGAAGUGGCGGCCGAGCUGCGCACCCAACUGAAGGACGAAGCGGCGGGCGACCUGGAGAAGGCGAAGAAACUCGCGGAAGACAACUUCAACAGCAAGCUGGAAAAGUACAAAGAAAAAAUGGAGGAAAAUAAAAACGACUUCAUUAAGAAUCUUAUUGUUGAGAAGAACGGAGAGGUAGAAGCUCUGCGGUGCCAGCUGGAGAAGAUGAAAGACGAGGAGAUCUGCCAGCUGAGGGAGGAACAGCAGAGGGCGCUGAACGAAAACAUGGAGCAGAUGCGGCAGAGCCUCCUGGAGGGUGAGAAGCAGCACCAGCAGCACUUGGAGGAGGUCAAGCGGGAGUGCGAGUUGGAGAAGAGCAGGGAGAUAGAGGUGCUGCGCGGUGAGGUGAGUCGGAGGGAGGAGGAAUUGGAGAAGCAGCUGAGCGAGGAGCACGAGGAGAGGCUGGCCCAGGUGGAGAAGCAGCUGAGUGAGGAGCACGAGGAGAGGCUGGCCCAGGUGGAGAAGCAGCUGAGUGAGGAGCACGAGGAGAAGUUCUCCCAAAUGGAAAGCUCAUACAAGGAGAAGUUGGCUCAGAUGGAAAGCUCCCACGAGGAGAAGCUCGCCCAGGUAGAGAACUCCCACGAGGAGAGACUCACCCAGGUGGAAAACUCCCACGAGGAGAAACUCGCCCAACUGCGCAGAGAGAUCAACCAGAUGGCGAAGGAGAAGAGGCACCUCGAGCUGAACAUUGCCUUGCUGAAGGAGGAAAAGGAAAACGCCAUAAACAGGAGCCAAAACCUGGAAGACAACCUACGGAAUAGCGAAGAAAUACACAACCGAAGAGUGAACCUGCUCCAGGAGCAAAAAGACAAACUAGAAAAAGAGAUAAAAGAAGUCAUAGAAAACAGGAGAAAAGAAUCCGAACAAAUUAGAGAAAAGUUCGGAGACCUCCUACAAGCAGAAAUUAAUAGAAUCAAAAAAGAGUCCGAGCAGAAGGUCCACACGUAUGUGAAGCAGUAUGAAGAAAUGAGCGAGGAGUACGAGACGAAGAAGAAAGAAUUUAGCGACUUACUAGAAAAGGCAAACAGUAACAAUAAAAAUUUGAACAAAAAAUAUGAAGAGAAUAUCAUCAAAAUAAAUGAGUAUGAAGGAAUGAUUAAGAUGCUGGAGAAUCAGACAGAAGAAUUGGUGAGAAAGAAAAUUGAAGAACUGAAUGACGAAUUUGAAAAGAAGAAAGAAAUCUUCGAAAAGGAGAAAAAAGAUUUGCUGCAAAAUUGCAUGCAACUGGAAGAGAGCCACAAGAAAAUGAAGCAACAGCUGGAGGAAGAAAUCAAUUUGGCUAUGCAGGAAAAUGAACAGAACAUCGUCCGCAUUACCAAUACGUACGAGUCCAGGGUGCACGAGAUGGAGAGGCGCUGCGAGCUGCUCAUGAGUCAGUGCAGCGAGCUCAAGAUGAGGAACGACGAGAUGAUGGAGGGCUUCUGCCGGGAGAAGGCGCAGCGCGAGCGCAGCAUGGAGCGGUUGAGCAGCGUCAACGAUGAGCUGACUACGAAGAAUGACCAGUUGGCUACUAAGAAUGACCAACUGGUUACUCAGAAUGACCAGCUAGCCACCCAGAACGACCAGCUAACUUUUAAGAAUGACCAGCUGAGCGACAACCUGAACGAAGUCAAGCACGAACUGACCUCCCUGCAAGGCAAGUACGAGCAGGUGGCCAGCCAAAACGCCCACCUGAAGAGCAGCGAGAAGGAGCAAAGGAAACUCAGCCACAGAUUGAGCGACCUGGAAACAAUAAAUAGGGACUUGAUUCGAGUUACAGAAAAGGAGAGAGAAUUAAACAUAAAAAAUGUGAGCAUUAUAAAAUCUUUGCAAGCACAAAUAAAGGAACAAACGAGCUUAUACAAGGAAUACACAGAUGAAUUGAAAGAUGAAAUAGAGAAGCUAAAGCGAGUGACUGAGUCUGAAUCUAAUUUGAGUCUCUCGCAGUUAUUUAACGAAAACAAAAAAUUGAAAUUGCAAAAUGAGGAGAUAGCUACGAAAAGCGAGACCAUGUCCGCGGCCCUCGACAGCUUGACCAAGCGACUCAGCUUCAUCGAGGCCAGCAUUCGGGACCAGGACUAUGGCCAGGAGGUCAUCCGCCGCGCGGACGAGUUGCACUGA